AUGGGAGAAGAUCUCGUCAAACAAAUCAUGAACGAAAUUUACGUUCAGGCUCACGAUGCAAGAGACGUCUACUUUCAAUGGGCCGUGAACCGGCAUGAAAUCUUCUACACCAACAUGCUACCGGAACAUCCCGCUGACCGAAGAUACAAAAAACUGGUCGAGAUGGAAACGGAGGUCAUCAACCUUACAAAGGCUAAGAGCGUCUUGACCGCUCUUCGAAUAAGUAAGAUGGUCGAACCGCAUGCCCAGUUACUAGGUCUCACCGAACAUAUUCAACACCUUUGUGAAAAACACAUCCCAGGGACGGAGGAUUCUCAAUUCGAGAUCUUGGUGCUGGAUAUGCUUACCAUUAAAGAACAAGAACUGACUGAUGAGCUUGCACGGUUGGAAGCGGAACCCGAGCACCAAGAGGCGUCGCUCUUCUCCAGAUCUAAUCCUGAGGAUGAUGGCAGUCCGAAUCCGAACGAAACCGAGCAUAUCUCCCCUCAACAGGAACCCGUCAUCAACAACACCGAACUCGGAACGGGUACACCACCCGCUGAUCAACAUGCAUCUCCGCAAAUCGACAAUGCAUCGGUACCGGCUGUAACGGAAGAAAGGGUCAAGGACAUAAUCGAAGAAUUUGUCAACAGAGCCAUCUUUAUGUGGCAAAAGAAGAUAAAAGAAACCACGACUAAAUCCAUCGAGAUGAUUGAGUCUACAAAUAAACAGCUGGAAGCCGCGGUUGGACGGAUUACGUCCAUUGAGGACAAAUACGGUCUUACCGAUCUUUUGUUCAGCGACACAACUGACAGAACUAAGUCAUUGGAAGCCACAACUAAGAAGAUGGAAACCGAUAUCUCUCAUACCAACCAAAGGGUCGGUUUGAUAGAACUACACCUCAUAACAACCGAUCAAAGGCUGAAUAAGAUUGAAGGGGAUCAGUCUCAAUCCGGUGUCCAGGCCGGAUCCAUACUCGAAGAAAUGGCAACGCUUAAAGAGAAGCAUGCCAAGACCGAAGCCGAUCUAAAGGCGGUCAUCGAACAACUGACGGAGUUGGUUGCGGCAAAGCUGGCAGCCGACAAAGCACUUGAAGAAGCGAAUGAAAUCGCGGCUCAAAAGAUUCAAGAUGCCCUGGAUGAGCAAAAUUCGGCUUCAAAAGGAAACGGCACAGGCGGAUGCGGACCCGGCCGGACAUAUGCAAACGAUAGAAAACAUUGCACCGGCCAUAGCGAUUUAGCAAAAUGA
Messenger RNA from Impatiens glandulifera, 1227 nucleotides. RefSeq lists its product as uncharacterized. The transcript has a single exon. The record is from RefSeq and is a predicted model, not a curated record. Lineage: Eukaryota; Viridiplantae; Streptophyta; Magnoliopsida; Ericales; Balsaminaceae. The coding region runs from base 1 to 1227 and encodes 408 amino acids.